AUGGAACCCAGAACGCUGGAAAUCAACCUCGCAUCAGCGAAGGAUCUCAAAGACGUGAAAUUCUUCUCCAAAAUGGACGUGUACGCCGUCGUUUCGAUCAACGGCGAUCGGAAGAUCAAGACUCCCGUCCACAGAAACGGCGGAACCGACCCCACGUGGAACUUUCAUAUGAAGUUCACAUUCGAAGAAUCGCUCGCGCGCCAGAACCGCUUGGCCCUGGAAAUCAAGCUCCUCUGCCAGCGAACCCUCUCCGCGGACAAAGAAAUCGGUGAGGUCCACGUUCCCAUCAGGGAGCUCCUCAACCAACCCGGUGACGGAAAAUCCUUCCAGCAUGUCAGUUACCAGGUCAGAAAACCCUCCGGAAAGCCCAAAGGAGCGCUCAGCUUUUCUUACAAAUUUGGCGAAAAAUUCACAGAGCCGGCGAAAGCGUCAGCGCCGGAGCUCUCGGUUGCCCCCAAGGUGGACCCGGUCACGGCUUAUCCUGCUCCUGCUGUGGGGUCCAGUUCUGCUUCGUAUCCCGGCAUUUAUCCUCCGCCGCCGACGCAGCCACAAUAUGCGGCGGGAUAUGGGUAUCCUCCGCCGCCACAAGCGGGAUAUGGGUACGCGCCACAAGCAGGAUAUGGGUACGCGCCACAAGCGGGAUAUGGUUAUGAUUCACAUGGGUACGCGCCACAACCGGGAUACGGGUACUCGCCACAACCCGGGUACGGUUACCCUUCUGUUCCAGCACAAAAAGCUGGGAAGAACAAAUUUGGAAUGGGAUUGGGAGCGGGUUUGCUUGGAGGCGCAUUGGGUGGACUUCUAAUCGGAGACAUGAUAUCUGAUGCGGGUUUUGGAGAUGGUUGUGGAUUUGAUUUUUAA
Sphenostylis stenocarpa is the source of this 861-nucleotide messenger RNA. Lineage: Eukaryota; Viridiplantae; Streptophyta; Magnoliopsida; Fabales; Fabaceae. The record is from the annotation of a GenBank genome assembly.